Molecule: messenger RNA, 2113 nt
Organism: Stegostoma tigrinum
Lineage: Eukaryota; Metazoa; Chordata; Chondrichthyes; Orectolobiformes; Stegostomatidae
Product: homeobox protein Hox-D9
Exons: 2
Coding region: 264-1082 (272 amino acids)
Biological process (GO): DNA-templated transcription; proximal/distal pattern formation; regulation of transcription by RNA polymerase II
Cellular component (GO): nucleus
Molecular function (GO): RNA polymerase II cis-regulatory region sequence-specific DNA binding; DNA-binding transcription factor activity, RNA polymerase II-specific
Source: RefSeq, a predicted model, not a curated record
CUCCUUUGGAACCAGCAGAAUUUUUCCAACAAUUCUGAUCAAGUGAUUUUGUUUAGUCCAUUCAUAAUGCAUGGUUUUCAAUUUGGUAUAAAGCUGGGCUUGGCCCCCGUUGCGGUCAGGCCGAUGAGCGGAUUGAUUUACUCGCUGUAUUGGUAAAUAUAAUCACGUGAGUCCCGCAACCAAUAGCUGCAACUGUAGUCGGCAAAAUACUAUGAUUGUUCUGUGUGAAGGUAUCAGAUACACUUUCCAGUGUAACCUUUUCUAUGAAAGCGAGAGAGCCUAAAAUGUCGACCGGUGGCACUAUACACAAUUAUUAUGUUGAUUCUUUCAUAGGUCAAGAGACAGAGGACUUAUAUGCGGCUAGGUAUUCCCAAGGAUCACACGGCACAGCUUCAAGGCCAUCAGGUGUUGCAGACACUUCAGAUUUCUCUUCCUGCAGUUUUACCCCCAAGUCAACCGCGUUUUCAAAUCCCUGGUCUCCCGUUCACCCUCAAUCCUCUGCCGCCGUUGCAGGAAUCUAUCAUCCUUACAUGCAUCAAUCGCAUCUUGCGGCUGGAGACAGCAGAUACGUGCGCUCGUGGUUAGAACCGAUUUCCAGUUCAGUCUCUUUCCCCGGAUUCCAUCCUAAUGGCCGGCAUUACGGGAUCAAGCCAGAAACUUUAUCAACCAAGAGGACUGAGUGCUCUUCCUAUGAGCUGCAAACUCUCAGUCUGCCCGACUUCACUUGCGGCUCUUACCCAGAGUGCAGGGAGAAGCUUCCCAAGGAGCUUGGUUGCACCAGCUCCGAGACCACGAGCAACAGUGAGCAUAAGGAGGAGAAACAACAGCAACUUGACCCAAACCAUCCCGCAAUAAAUUGGAUCCACGCGCGCUCUACCAGGAAGAAGCGUUGCCCUUACACCAAAUACCAGACGCUUGAAUUAGAAAAAGAGUUUUUAUUUAAUAUGUAUCUCACCAGAGACAGGCGUUAUGAAGUUGCUAGAAUUUUAAAUCUUACUGAGCGGCAAGUAAAGAUUUGGUUUCAAAACAGAAGGAUGAAAAUGAAAAAGAUGAACAAGGUGAAAAAUAAUGAAGAACCUUGAACGAACAGUUGUUUCUUAACCAUAGGUCAGAAAACCUUACAGACGGUGUAUAAAGCGUUUUGUCUAUCUAGUGGUGCCUAAUCGAAGCACGGUUUAUGUUUCUCAGUGUUGUACUGCUCCAGAGCAACCUCGUGUUUAAACAAAUGACGUUCACCCAGAGACUGUUCCUGACUUGCUGCUAUUGGGAUACAUUAAAACGGAACUUAAACUGAAGUCAGCACGUUGCCUGUAUUAUUUCAAAACUUUGACAUUAUUAUAACAUACUUGUUUCAAAUAAAAAUAAAACAUGGAAAGUUGAAGAUUUCCGUUGGUUGUGCUACUUGUAAAAUGCUGUAUUUUCGCUGUACAGUUAGUGUACCAUUUCGGUAUAAGUAUAAAGAAAUGCAAAUCCUUUGCCUUUCUAUUCCAUUUUUUAAUUCGAUUAUUCGGUGAAAUGUAAUACAAGUGUCACUGGCUGAACAUCAUUCGGUUAUUUUCAAGUGCAAUGACAUUAUCACUGUGUUGAUAAAGAGUCGAGCCGACGUACUAUUUAUUUAAAAUAUUUCAAGUGAAAUUAGCAGACCCAUCAUGGUCGUUAUGGGAGGCACAUUUUUCGAAUAACCUUAAAGUGUCAUUAAACUAUAGGCACGUUGACUAAGGAACACAAAUCAAUUAAAAGCUAUUUAAACGUUGCUACUUUUUUUUCAAAAAGCAUGGACAUCUUUCUGUGCGUUUGGGACAAUCUGAAGCAAGCUUAUUUUAGUAACAAGUGAACAUGAUCUGCUUUAAUUUUGUGUUUAUUGCGUCAACUUCAAUAAAGAUGUUCUUUCUUGGACAAAAUACAAUGGAAUUAAUGUAAUAAAGAUGUACAAAUAUAAUAAGACAGUAGCUUUUCGCUUACUCCCUGAUCCUUUGCAGUAUUCACUCGAUACAAUAGAUGUGACAAUAGAUCUGAUGCUGUACUGCAAGUAUCAAAAGACUAAGCAGAAAGUUCUAACCAUGUCCACUGGUUUGUAUCUCACGAUAACAAUAAAAAAUUAUAAACAUCUCAA